AAGUGGCUACCCUAAAAUUAUGUUGAAUAUGCAUGAAGAAAUAGAGAAAGGAGAAAACUAUGUUGAAUAAACCAAGCAAUUUUUUGAUCAAUAAGAUUAAAAAAAGAAAGCAGAAGAGUUGCACAAAGUGGCUACCCUAAAAUUAUAGUUUUUGUUCGUACUUAUAUUAAAUUAGAACUCUAAUCAAAAUAUGAAAACUUGUAUUGCAUUAUGUAUAUCCCACGCCAUGAUGUGAAACUAGCCUAACGCAAGCUUUUCCUGUAUAGUUUCGCAAAUAAUGUUCGACUUAAUCGAUUUAUAUAACACCUAUAAUCUAUAUUUUCUUGUUUAGUUUUGUUCUAUUUUAUUUUUCACCUUCCUUCAAUUUACUCUUGAAUGCAUUAUAACUAUUAAUUUAUUAUGCACAACCAAUCAGCGUUUUAAUAUUUUAUAUAUUUUCAGCAUUUAAUCAUACCAAAUUGGAUAUUCAACUCAUACCUUCGACGAAGUUGUAGGGUUCUUUAUCAUAUCUUCAUCAGAAUGAUGUAAUUGCUACUAACAAGAAAAAGACAGAAAACAUCACAUAUAUAAAUGAUAACACGGUGUUAGUUGAAGCCAUAAAAUACUAAUCUAAAGAGGAGCAGCCACAUAUUCCAACGUUCUAUUAUAUAGAAAGACUCGAAAUGUAUUUAUACAUCAUGGUUUAUUCGUACCAAAUUGACUACUUCAUUGUGUAGCCACGAUUACUUGACUUGCUCGUUUUUAAACUCGCUAGCUAAAAGCACUAUAUAUACGGGGGAAGGCAAGGUUUAUGAGCAAGCCACCAAGUUGAAACCCCAUUCCUUUACAUCUUCUCUCAUUCUUCGUAAUCGCCAAACUAUAAUUUUCCGAAAAUGCAGGAAAAAGUUGUAUUCAAGUUGGAUGUGUUUGACGAAAGAAUCAAACAGAGAGCUAUGAAAGUCGUAUGCGAUUUUCCAGGAGUUACGUUGAUAGACGUGAAAGAAAAAGGCAAACUAAAGGUGUCGGGAGAAUUCGACAAGUUUCAAAUGACGAAGAAGCUUAAGAAGAUAUACAAAUAUGUUGACAUUAUCGCGCUUGAACACGAUGGAGAACCGAAGAAAAAUCCGGAUCCGGUUAAGAAGCCUGAACCAAUAGUGAAGAAGGCCCCAUCUUUCCGUCGUUGGAAGAUAGGUUUCUUUUAAAGGAAUCGAUUUUGAGGUCGUUGUGAUCAGUUUGAGUUCUAUGGACUAUUGUAUUAUGUAUGUUGAUAUUUCAUCUCUUGUGAAAUGUUGGUUUUUUUUUGGCAUCUGUGAAAUGUUGUUUAUGUAUGUUUGAAUAAUAAUAUGGUGUCUGUUUACA
Molecule: messenger RNA, 1338 nt
Organism: Brassica napus (rape)
Lineage: Eukaryota; Viridiplantae; Streptophyta; Magnoliopsida; Brassicales; Brassicaceae
Product: heavy metal-associated isoprenylated plant protein 10
Exons: 3
Coding region: 873-1181 (102 amino acids)
Source: RefSeq, a predicted model, not a curated record